Messenger RNA from Maniola jurtina (meadow brown), 7250 nucleotides. It is a transcript of the gene jar, whose product is annotated as myosin heavy chain 95F. Gene Ontology annotation, molecular function: ATP binding; actin filament binding; microfilament motor activity. Bases 351 to 4094 code for a protein of 1247 amino acids. The transcript has 27 exons. Lineage: Eukaryota; Metazoa; Arthropoda; Insecta; Lepidoptera; Nymphalidae. The record is from RefSeq and is a predicted model, not a curated record. Gene Ontology annotation, cellular component: endocytic vesicle; actin cytoskeleton; cytoplasm. Gene Ontology annotation, biological process: endocytosis; actin filament organization; vesicle transport along actin filament.
UGGUAGGUAAUGUGGUAAGUGGCAGCCCGGAGGGGCAGAGGAAUUGGUAUUAUUGUGAAUCUUGUGAUGCAUUGUGUAGACCGUAGAUUGUAGAGGCUUGCGGAAUUCGGAAGAUUUCUGAACGUUUGUUUGAGAGUGUUUCGAGCUUGUUUCGAAUUUUGAUUUUUGAUUGUCUGUCAAUAAAUAUUUCGCCGCGGCGGUCUACGUUGGCAAGUACAAAACUGAAAACUUUUAGCUCGUGAAAGUGAGGUGUUGUGAAUCAGUAAAAUGGAUAUUUUUAAUUAGUUGCACCUUUAAUUGUGUAUAGUGAUUAUAUCGCGUUGAAGAAAUACAUAGUAAAAGAGUGAAAAAUGACGAUGGACAAACAGCUGGUGUGGGUGCGCGACCCCAACGAGGGGUUCGUGCUCGCCCGCCUCCAGGAGCUGAUGGGUGAGGAAGCAGACGUGUUCCCGGUGGACAAUAGGCAUCCACGGCGCGUCUGCAACUUCGACGAUAUCUUCCCAGCUGGGGACCCUGCUAAAGAUGUUGAUGAUAACUGUGAACUAAUGUUCCUCAACGAAGCGACACUUCUUAACAACAUUCUAACACGAUACAAGAAGAGCAAGAUUUACACAUACGUCGCAAAUAUUUUGCUAGCGGUGAACCCGUAUGAAGACAUUCCAGACAUGUACUCGUCGAACACAAUCAAGAAAUACCAAGGCAGGUCCUUGGGUGAACUGCCACCGCAUGUGUUCGCUAUUGCUGAUAAAUCAUUUCGGGACAUGAAAGCGUUAAAGCAAUCACAAUCUAUCAUCGUAUCUGGUGAAUCUGGAGCGGGCAAAACAGAGUCUACCAAGUACAUCCUCAAAUACCUCUGCGAUCUGUGGGCGAAAGGAGCUGGACCCGUUGAGCAGAAGAUUUUGGAUGCGAAUCCAAUCCUCGAAGCUUUCGGAAAUGCAAAGACAACUCGUAACAACAACAGUUCACGUUUCGGCAAAUUUAUGGAGGUUCACUUUUCCAAUAAAUAUCAGGUCGUUGGAGGGCAUAUCUCCCACUACCUGUUGGAAAAGUCGAGAAUAUGCACGCAGAGUGCCGAAGAGAGGAACUAUCAUGUAUUCUAUCUGCUGUGCGCGGGGGCCCCACAAGAACUGCGAUCAGCUUUGAAGAUAACCAAGCCUGAUGAUUAUUUGUAUCUGAAAAACGGUUGCACACAAUACUUCACAUCAGCACAAUCCGAGAAGAAAAUUAAUGCGAACCAGAAGAGUAAGCAACAACAAGCUAAAGGAGGUCUGAGAGAUCCCAUAUUGGAUGAUGUGGAGGAUUUCCAGAGAUUGCAUCAGGCCUUAUCCCGAGUGGGUCUAUCGGAAGCGGAGAAGAAGUCCGUCUACUCUGUGGUGGCGGCGGUCCUCCACCUGGGUAACGUGGAGUUUGAGGAGGAAGGCGGUGCGAGGGGAGGGUGCCGCGUGAGUCCAGACACUGAGGCCGCGCUCGCGACCGCGGCCUCCCUGCUGGGCGUGGACCCGGGCGAGCUACGGAUGGCGUUAGUGUCGCGACUCAUGCAGAGCUCUCGAGGAGGCAUUAAGGGGACUGCUAUUAUGGUGCCGCUGAAGACGUACGAGGCGGCGAGCGCGCGCGACGCGCUGGCCAAGGCGGUGUACAGCCGGCUGUUCGACUACAUCGUGCGCCGCAUCAACGACAGUAUCCCCUCCAGCACCUCGGUCUACUACAUCGGCGUGCUGGACAUUGCCGGCUUCGAAUACUUCCAAAUGAACAGCUUCGAGCAGUUCUGCAUCAACUAUUGCAACGAGAAGCUGCAGCAAUUCUUCAACGAGCGCAUCCUCAAGAACGAGCAGGAACUAUACAGAAGAGAGGGGCUCAAUGUGCCCGAGAUCAGAUUCGUGGACAACCAGGACUGCAUUGAUUUAAUCGAGAGCAAAAAUCACGGUAUAUUCCACAUCUUGGAUGAGGAGUCCAAGUUGCCCAAACCGGACUAUGGCCACUUCACUAACGCGGUACACAAGGGGCUCAGUGGAAAUGUUGCAAGUGCACGUCUCCAAGUGCCUCGUGCGUCCCGCCUUAAGGCGCACCGCACACUGCGCGACCACGAAGGAUUCUUAUUGCGACAUUUUGCCGGCGCUGUGUGCUAUAACACUAAUCAAUUCAUAGAAAAGAACAACGAUGCACUUCAUGCGUCGCUCGAGUUCCUGGUACAAGAGUCCAACAGCGGCUUAGUGCAACAGCUUUUCGAGACGAUGGACAACAACAACGCGAAGGGGAAACUCAACUUCAUCUCCGUGGGCGCCAAGUUCCAGACCCAGCUGUCCCAGCUCAUGGACAAGUUGAAGGAGAAUGGCACAAACUUCGUGCGUUGCAUCAAGCCCAACUCGCGCAUGGUGGGUCGCGAGAUCGAAGGCUCCUUGGUGCUGACGCAGCUGCAGUGCAGCGGCACUAUUGCUGUACUGGCGCUUAUGGAGCACGGCUUCCCGUCGCGCGCGCCCUUUGCGGAGCUGCACAACAUGUAUAAGGCCUACUUGCCUGCCAAGCUGCAGACUCUUUCGCCUAAGGUGUUUUGUCAGGCAAUCGUCCACAGCUUCGGCUUAUCGGACAAGGACUACAAGUUCGGCGUUACUCGCGUUUUCUUCCGGCCGGGCAAGUACUCGGAAUUCGACACCAUCAUGCGCUCCGACCCGGAGAACCUGAAGGCCAUAGUGGACUCCGUGCUGGCCUGGCUCGUCAAGUCGCGCUGGAGGCGGGCAAUCUUCUCUGCGCUGUCUAUUAUUAAGCUAAAGAACAAAAUCCUCUACCGGCGGGAGUGCCUAGUAACAGUACAAAAGGCAAUACGAGGCUACCUCGUGAGGCGCCAACACCAGCCUAGAUACCGCGGCAUAGCCAAGAUCAAAUCGCUGGAGAACAAUCUGAAAGAGAUGGAAGCUGUCACUCCGCAGCUCAAGAAAGAGAGAGACAAUGCCCAGAAAAACAUCGACAACUUGAGGAACUCUAUUCGAAGUGCUUGCACUGCGAUCAAGACUAACCCGAAAAUAAGCCGCACAGAGAUAGACCAGUUUUACACUAAACUCACGAAAGAGGUAGAGAUGCAGAUGGCCGCUCUACAGAAAGCUAUGAUGGAUCAAAAGAACAGGGAAGAGCAAGAGAGGCUGCGGCGGAUGGAGGCGGAGCUGCGCGCUGCGGAGGAGGCCAAGCGGCGCGAGCAGGAGACCAUAAGACAGGAGGAGGAGCAUCGCAGACUCAAAGCGGAAAUGGAAGCGCGUCGCAAGGUGGAAGAAGCGGAAAGGUUGAAAUUAGAGGAGCAAGACCGAAUCGCUGCCAUCAAGCUGCAGAAGCAAAUGGAGGAGGCCGCCAGGGCCGACCUGGACAACAGGGAGAGGUUAGAACAAGAGAGGAGAGACCACGAGAUGGCGGUGCGACUUGCCAAAGAAACCAACGGACACGUAGAAGGCUCGCCUCCGCAACUGAGGAGUUUCCCCUCUAUGGAGUCGAUGAACGGAGAGAAUAAGUUGAACAGGUCCGAGCGUGUGCGCAUGCAGCAAGCGAUGCAGGGCAAACAGAAAUACGACCUCUCCAAGUGGAAGUAUUCCGAACUUCGAGAUACAAUCAACACAUCAUGUGACAUCGAACUCUUAGAGGCGUGCCGGCACGAGUUCCACCGGCGGCUGAAGGUGUACCACGCGUGGAAGGCAAAGAACGCGCGCAAGUCCACCAUGGCCGAGCAGGAGCGCGCGCCGCAGUCCAUCAUGGAUGCCGCAAAAACACCCCGUCUCCCUCAAAAGAGCGAUAUCCUCGGCGCAAGGCACCGCUACUUCCGUAUCCCCUUCGUACGACCGGGAGGCGGCGCGCCCGGCGAGAGCGAGCGGCGCGGCUGGUGGUACGCGCACUUCGACGGCCAGUACGUGGGCCGCCAGAUGGAGCUACACCCGGACAAGACGCCCGUACUGCUGCAGGCCGGCGUGGACGACAUGCAGAUGUGCGAGCUGAGCCUGGAGGAGACGGGGCUGACGCGCAAGCGCGGCGCGGAGAUCCUGGAGCACGAGUUCGAGCGCGAGUGGACGCGCCACCACGGGCCCGGCUACACGCCGCCGCACGCACGCAAGCGCUAGCCAGAUAGCAAAACACCAGCGGGAUACCAACAAAAAACAAACAGUAGAAUUUGCGAUUUAUAAACCAUAUUAGUAAUUUAUAGUAAGAUACAAUUAGUGCUUUCCAAUGUGCCUUCAAAGGUUAUUUAGCCCUGUAUGUAUUCGUAUGGUGCCUAUCCUGUAUCAUAGUGGCUAUGUAACUUAGUGAAAAUAUCUGACAAAUAACAGACAUACCUAUCUAAUUUCUUAUUAACUUUCCUGUAUACUCGACAUCCCCAUGGCCGUGUGCCCGGGGACAAGGGUAAUUCAGAAUUAUUCAAUUCUUUCCAUGCACCUUGAACACUGUCCAUUGACAGUAUUAUUACUUAGUCAAAAUUAUGCCCGUUGUUCCUAUUGGAGAGGAGGUUGGGGGGCAAGAGGGUGUAUUUUGAAAUUUUUGUCCCUUCAUUCUGCUUCACCAACGUGUUUGGUUACACGUUAUAACACCUUAAAGAUUUGCCCGUGCCUUCGCCCGAUGGGUAUCGAGAUAAAAUUAAUAAUGCGAUAUUUAUUUGUAUGAUAUUCUAAGUAAAAAAAAAAUCAGAAGUUAAGAAACAAUCCAUUGAGUAAGCCAAGUUAAAAAUAUAACAAAAAUCGAACUGAGAAACACGUCAAGUUACCAAAUAAACAGAAUACAGUCCAAUGACUUAACCAGGUCAACGUAAAAUCUAUAACUGAGAACAUAAGUAAGUAGCACCAAGAGACUCAAAGUCCGCACUACACGAGACAGUUAAGAGUAAGACUGAUAUUUUGGUCGCAACGUAAACGUGCGUGCACUAUGUCCGUUAUCUGCGGCCAGUGUCAUGCAGUUUCUUAUUCCCCUUUCUUUUAUCCUGGGUUUUUUUUCGCACCUAGCACUCCGCUGUACGUGAUUGUUACAUUAGCUUGUCUCCAUGAACAGAGUAUCACAUAACCACUGAGAUACCGAAUAGUGCAGGGUUUUUUUGUGUGUAUUAUAGUGCAAUAUAUUGUAUUCAGAGGGUGUUCCACCGUAGACUUGAUAUUUGUGAUCGUUUUAAGAGUACACAAUUUAGAUUGUAAUUAAUAAGUAGCAUAGAUGAAUGAUAUAAGUAGCUUCUGGUUAGGGAAGUGGUUAAAAUAUACAUAUAAAAGAGAUCGCGCAUUUGUCGACGUCAUGUGUGCGUCGUAAGUCGAAAGCAAUAUAGUGGAUGAAAUUAAAUUUUAUCGCGAAAAUAUUAUGUGUCAUUUUACAGUCAUCCAGUUGACUCUUUUUCUUUUUAACAAAUCUUGCGGAUAAAAUUCGGCUGUACACGAUCUUUAUAUUAAAUUGAGAGAUCCAAGAAUAAAUUGUGUCACCUUUUUUCACAAUAUUCUCUGUAGAGAAUAAUUCAAUUUAGCUAAGAAGUUAUGUACAAUCGAAUUAGCAGUAAUAAGAUGAAAACUUCGCUAAACGCUGACUAAUGUGCGGUCACCUUAAUGAAUUAUUUUUAUUGUUAGGGUGAGUUCAGACUAUGUAACAGAUCAUAUGUAUGUAUUGUAAUAAAUAAAGCAAAUAGGGCCAAUUCGGAAUAAUAUAAUCGCAGCAAGAUAUCGAAAUUGUAGAAUAUAUACAUACUUUUCCACAUAAUUACUUAUAUUAAUUAUUUAAACACCACAAAACACAAAUGACAGGUUACAAAAGAAUUUUGUGAGUAUGUGGAGGGUAAUAAUCUCUGGAACCACUGCACCUACUUGAAAAAUUCAUUCUCCAUUCGAAAGGUACAUUAUUCAAGAUAUAAUAGAUAAUUAGUUAUAGACUAUUAGUAAAGGCGAAACACUAGUAUGAUGUAAAUGUGAUAUUAAGUUACUAGCCGAUCCUCCCGGCUCAGCUUGGGUGAAAAGUAGCUUUCUAAUGGUGAAAGAAUUAUCAAAAUCGGUUCAGUAGUUUCAGAGCUUACAAACAAUCUUACAAAUCUUUCCUCUUUGCAAUAUUAGUAGGUAUAGAUUAACAUGAAAUGUUACAUAGUUUACACUCGCCUUCAUAUAUUUUAAAAGUAUUUUGUAUUUAUUAGAAAGAAUUUAUUUUCACAACAAAGUGUUCAAAAGACAAAAAGACAAUCUUUUAUAAUUCUUAUUGCGCACUAUCCAGCUUUUAAAUACCGAGUGCCGAUUUAGGACAUCUAUGUUUUAUUCAUGCUUCUAAUUGGCUGAACAUAAAGGCUCAUUUUCAUGAUCAAACAGACAACAAGUAUCCCAUAAGAACCAACCGUGAUCGGCCAAUUAAAAUGCGAUCGCUAAAGCAUUCUUAUUAGUUUUCCCAUCAAUGAAAAUGUGCCUUCAAUCUUUCGGAUAAGCUUAAAAAAAUAUAUUUGUGUAUGUAGUGUGUAAAUGUUGCCAUAUAUGGCUACUUUCCACAUAGACUUAAUCUAUAUCUAUGACUUUCCAUUCCUAAACUCUUAUGAAAAAAAGUUAGUUAAAUCUUAAAUUAUUAUUACUAUGAAAUUAUCAGCCGCACCGAAAGAGUGCAUGCUUAAAUUAAUAUUUAAAAAAAUAUAUAACAAUAAGUUUAAAACAAGUCGAAUAAUAUGCCGACCACAUACUUAUUAUAAUAAUAUUGUACAAUGAAUUAAUCACUUACAAAAAGAAAUUUUACUAACUGUGAUUUCGAGGUCUUUAAUGGUUUAUAUUAAAAUGUAUUUAUUGAAGCAUUCCUAUUACUACUAUGAAAGACUGGUUUGUAGCAGUUCUUGGUAUUAUUUGAAAUUCAGUAUUUUUUCAUACCGCAAGUAUAAAUCCAACAGUAUUUUAAAACAUUCCUAGCUAAAUAUUAUAUGUGAAGGUUGUUUUACGCCGAAGCAACAUCGUGCGACAUUGCGGCAUGCCACAGACCCGCAUGUUAUAAUGAUUUAAAAAGUAAAGAGUGAAUUCGUAGGCAUGUGGUGUAAAAAUCGUCGGCAAACGGUCGCACCGUAGUCCGUAAUACUUUUCCAUUUGCGGCAUUCCGCAUUGUGUUGUUGCUCUGACGUAACACAUUCUCUAACGAUUGUUUUUAUACAGAGUUAUAAGGUUAUGAAUAGGAGUACAUAUUAGAGUACAAUAUAUUAAGUACAGAGUUAUCGUGAGUGCCUUUUUCAUGCCGUAAGUACAUGACUUUUUGUGUUAUGCUUUACCAAAUAAAACAAAAAUUAUUCAAUGAAA